Funneliformis caledonium is the source of this 202-nucleotide messenger RNA. The record is from the annotation of a GenBank genome assembly. Lineage: Eukaryota; Fungi; Glomeromycota; Glomeromycetes; Glomerales; Glomeraceae.
AUAUUCGACCGGAACGUCUUAUAAAACAAGAUCUUGUAAAAAAAUUACAAUCUAAAGGAAUAGAGUUAAAUGGAAAAGAAAAUAAAAAAGAAUUAGUAACAAAUCUAGAAACAGAAUUAUAUAAAGAAAUGAAAUAUACAAAAUCGGAACAAGAAAAAGUUGAAAUAUUAGUAAAUAUUACAAACAGUCAAACUAAACGAUG